GCCGGCAUGGCUGCAUUGCAAAAUUUGUCGUUUUUAAUACAGCACAGUAAUACAUUCAAAAAUUGUUUAAUACAUUCGCCAGUAUAACGCGGUUGCACUUGCGUCUGUCAGAAGUUUGUGAGCCCGCUCCAUGUUUCUUCAACACAACAUUUGAGCAGACAAAGCAAUGAGACAAGUUAUAUUGUCAGAGAUAGGAGCAACACGGUCUGCUGGAUGAAUUCAACCAGUCGUUUAGUAUCGGUGGGAGGCUGAAACAUUGCAUCAGGACAGGGAUAGUACCGCUUCUGAUGGUGGCUAUUCUGAUAAAGCACAAGAGGAGGUUAGAUGGGCAGAAAAGAAGAUUGAGAUUCUGCAGCUGAAAAAUCCAGAUGAAGAGGAAUUUCCUUUUGAGAGCGAUGAAGAUGAAAACUGGGACUGGGAUGAUUGUGAUGGUGAUCUCACCAAGCGUUAUACAGCUUAUAGGAACAACAGUCAGCAGGCAAAUAGGCAAGCUAACUAUAAUUCAACAAGGAUGUCCGCUCCACCAGACAAGGCUCUGAGAAAAUUUGAACAUAAAAUUAAUCUCGAUAAACUAAAUUUUGCUGAUUCUGUGAUAAACAAAGUAACUGAAAAGUCAAGGCAGAAACAUACAGACAUGUAUCGAGUUAAAGAUAAAUCUGACCGAGCCACAGUAGAACAGGUUUUGGAUCCAAGAACUCGAAUGAUUCUGUUUAAAAUGCUGAGCAGAGGAGUGAUUUCUCAAAUCCACGGAUGUAUCAGCACAGGCAAGGAGGCAAAUGUUUAUCAUGCAACUACAAACAACGGAGAAAACAGAGCAAUAAAGAUCUACAAAACUUCAAUCCUAAUAUUUAAAGAUCGUGAUAAAUAUGUCAGCGGUGAAUUCAGAUUUCGCCAUGGUUAUUGCAAGGGAAAUCCAAGAAAAAUGGUGAGAACAUGGGCAGAGAAGGAGAUGAGAAAUUUGAUCAGGUUGCAGACAGCAGAAAUACCUUGCCCGGAGCCAAUCAUGCUCAGGAGUCAUGUGCUUGUUAUGGGCUUUAUUGGUAAAGAUGACAUGCCAGCACCACUGUUGAAGAAUGCUCAUUUGUCUGAAUCCAAGGCCAGAGAGCUUUAUCUUCUUCUGAUUCAAUAUAUGAGAAGAAUGUAUAAGGAUGCCCGGCUAGUUCAUGCUGAUCUUAGUGAAUUUAACCUGUUGUACCAUAAUGGGGGUAUUUAUAUAAUUGAUGUAUCCCAAUCAGUAGAACAUGAUCAUCCGUGUGCUUUGGAGUUUCUCCGAAAAGACUGUCUCAAUGUUAAUGAUUUUUUCCGUAAACACAAUGUCGCCGUUAUGACUGUGCGGGAGCUUUUUGAAUUUGUCACAGAUCCUUCCAUUGCAGAAGAUAACCUUGAUGCCUACCUUCAAAAGGCAAUGGAAUUAGCUGCAAAUAGAACAGAGGAGGAAAGAUCUAACCAGGAUAAAGUAGACGAAGAGGUGUUUAAAAAGGCCUACAUUCCCAGGACGCUGAAUGAAGUGAAGCAUUAUGAACGAGAUGUUGACAUUAUGACCAAGUCCAAGGAGGAGAAUAUCUUACAUAAACAGCAUGACAAUAUUCUGUACCAGACUGUAACAGGAAUGAAGAAGGACUUGACAGGUGUACAACAGGUACCUGCUCUUCUCGAGAGUUCAGAAGAAAGUGAUGAACAAUCUAAUUCUGAUGAUGAUGACUCUAAAUCAGAGCUCAAUCCUGAAGAAGAAGAAAAGACUCCUUCAAAAAAGCAUAUCGAGGAAGAUGAAACUAACAAAAAGGAUAGGAAAAGAUUAGUUAAAGAAGCCCAGCGAGAAAAACGGAAAAACAAAGUGCCUAAACAUGUCAAAAAAAGAAAAGAAAAGGUUGCUAAAAUGAAGAAAGGGAGAGCUUAAAAGUUUGAAUGACUUUGUUUUACAUCAACUGGUGUAUGUUGAUUGGCGGUCGUCACAAGUUUACAAGAUGAAGAGUUCCAUUUUCUAACUUGGUUCAUCUGUCCAGUGAGGUCUGAAACUUCCAUGUUCCAGUGCCUAUUAUUUCUCAGAUCACUUCUAUUUCUUCUUUCAAGUCCUAGUCUCUUUCUAUCACUUCAGUCCUCAUGUAAAUAAGUAAAGAUGGGUGUUCUGUUGUUAUCCGAAAGUUAUCUUUACUAAUUAUGAACGCUGCUGCAUAAAUUAUUUUCCCAGUGUAAAAUAAUAAAUAAUCUUAACAUGAAUGAAAGA
This is a messenger RNA of Hypanus sabinus (Atlantic stingray), 2224 nucleotides long. It is a transcript of the gene riok1, whose product is annotated as RIO kinase 1 (yeast). The coding region runs from base 512 to 1897 and encodes 461 amino acids. Lineage: Eukaryota; Metazoa; Chordata; Chondrichthyes; Myliobatiformes; Dasyatidae. Gene Ontology annotation, biological process: maturation of SSU-rRNA. The record is from RefSeq and is a predicted model, not a curated record. The transcript has 17 exons. Gene Ontology annotation, molecular function: protein serine/threonine kinase activity; ATP binding. Gene Ontology annotation, cellular component: preribosome, small subunit precursor; cytosol.